Ochotona curzoniae (black-lipped pika) is the source of this 1983-nucleotide messenger RNA. Its product is annotated as isopentenyl-diphosphate Delta-isomerase 1. Gene Ontology annotation, biological process: isoprenoid biosynthetic process; isopentenyl diphosphate biosynthetic process. The transcript is spliced from 5 exons. NCBI's taxonomy places the organism in Eukaryota, Metazoa, Chordata, Mammalia, Lagomorpha, Ochotonidae. The record is from RefSeq and is a predicted model, not a curated record. The coding region runs from base 16 to 867 and encodes 283 amino acids. Gene Ontology annotation, molecular function: isopentenyl-diphosphate delta-isomerase activity. Gene Ontology annotation, cellular component: cytoplasm.
CGAUUGGCUGGCAGUAUGUGGCGUGGCCCGGCGCUGGCGCGGGCGAUUGGCUCCCUUCUCAAGGGGCGGAGCCUGGGGGCGGUACGCUGCGCGAGCGGCGCUCAAAUGGGGCGCGCGCCCCAGCGUCCCCGGACCCUCAGCUUAAGGUACGGUACUCUAGGCCAAAUCAGAUAUACUGCAACGAUGCCUGAAAUACGUACUGACCAUCUUGAUGAGCAGCAAGUCCAGCUUUUGGCGGAGAUGUGUAUUCUGAUUGAUGAAAAUGACAACAAAAUUGGGGCUGAGACCAAGAAGAACUGCCACCUGAAUGAAAACAUUGAGAAAGGAUUAUUGCAUCGCGCAUUUAGUGUCUUCUUGUUCAAUACUGAAAAUAAGCUCCUACUGCAGCAGCGAUCAGACGCUAAAAUUACCUUUCCAGGUUGCUUUACCAAUACGUGUUGUAGUCAUCCAUUAAGUAAUCCACGCGAACUAGAAGAAAAUGAUGCCAUUGGAGUGAGAAGAGCGGCGCAGAGGCGUUUAAAGGCUGAGUUAGGAAUUCCCAUGGAAGAGGUUCCUCCAGAAGAAAUAAAUUACCUAACACGAAUUCACUACAAAGCCCAGUCAGAUGGAAUUUGGGGUGAACAUGAAAUCGAUUACAUUUUGUUUGUGAGGAAGGAUGUAACUUUGAACCCCGAUCCCAAUGAGAUUAAAAGCUAUUGUUACUUGUCGAAAGAUGAACUGAAAGAACUUUUGAAACAAGCAGCCAGUGGUGAAAUUAAGAUAACUCCAUGGUUUCAGAUUGUUGCAGAGACUUUUCUCUUCAAAUGGUGGGACAACCUAAGCUGUUUGAGUCAGUUUGUUGACCAUGAGAAAAUACAUAGGAUGUGAAUGUGCAGAUGGCUGGUCAUUGAACAUGUGCUCUGUCCCGGAAACUAGAAUGGUUUUGUUUGUUUCAAAUUGGUUUUUCUAUUAGAAUGCUCCUACGGUACAUUGCUGUUUUCUACAAUCAGAAUUUGUGUGGGAAAAACGGCUGAUUUACGCUUUGUAUUGCCUACUCUACUCCAUAUGCACUAUUACUUGCGUUUAUUUAUGCAUAAUGAGAGAACAAAUAAGAAUCUGCCCGAAAGUGCUGAUGAGAAAUCUGAACAAGUAAGCGAAGCUGGUGGGGACGUGCUGUAGCAAUACACAUUUCUGCAGUAAUUCACUGUCUGCCGAUGCUCGCUGCAGGGUUUUUUGUAAUAAUCCAGAAAAAUGAGCGGAAGAACCAACCUAGUUACCUCAGAAGCGUUCUAAUUAACUUUGCAUAUGAACAGAUUAAACUGGCAAAGCAGGUUACAGGGAAUUUGAAGAGUAUAUAAUCAUCCCUCCAUAAAAAAAUCCAGAGGCAAGCACUGUGUUAGAGCAGGUGAAGCUGCCACUCAGAGUGGCCACACCACACCGCCCGGCCCGUACUUCCAGUGCAAGAGAUGAUGGCCCAAGCACUUGGGUCCCUGCCACCCACACGGAGACGCAGCUGGAGUUCCUAGCUCCGAGCUCCAGUUUGGCCAAGUCCCGACCGUCAGCAGACAUUUGGGAAGGGAACCAUAGGAAAUAUUUAUUUCUGUUACUCAGCUUUUUAAAUACAUGUUAAUAAAUCCAUCUCCCUCUCACUGCAUAUAACCUAUGCCUACCCACCCAUAUUUCUUUAAAUCACCUCUAAAUUACUUAUUCCUAAAACAGUGUAAAUAAUAUACAAAUAGUUGUUAUGUUGGAGUAAAAAAACAGAAAAGCAAAGUUGUACAUGUGAUUAAUAUAGGUGAAGUUCUUUUUCUGAAUAUUUUGCUCAUACAUUAAUUAAAUCUAGGUACAGGAUCUUGCAAAAUGGAGUUCUUGAUUUUGUAGUUUAGUUAUUCUGGAAGUAGUGUGAUAAUGCCAAAUGCUGUUUCUGGUAAUGGCAAUUGGUUAGAUUGUCUUAAAUAGUAGUUGCCAAUUUGUGAUGUCCGGGAUUGCAGGAUUAGAACGGAC